UCACUCGCACAUCUGGCCCCAGGGUGAUUGGCCGGGGCACCUCCGCCGCGCCUGCUGUCGGCGCGAUCAGCCCUGGGGUGACAGGAAGCGCGCUGUGGUCAGUCGAUCUAGUGUGCACUAACCAUGCCUCCGGCACGGCCCGGAGCGCCAAACUUUCACCAAGAACGCUCGGACGCUUCUAGGAUCGUGACGGCUCCAAAGGUGUUAAGGGGGAAAAAAGAAUAGAGGGGGCUGUCAGUUUGUCCUGUUACUGUUAGUGCUGCUGAAGACUGGAUGCUCUGGUACUCUGCUGCUGAAUCCUGUGACUGAGCCUCCUGUCUAUUUGUUUGUGUGUGUGAUUGUCUUAUCCUGGGGUCCCAAGGCUUUGCACUGGCUGAAACGCAGCCAUGGAGGUGGCCCUGGUAGACUUUGAGAGCCUGGAUGACCUUAAUGGAAGCCUUGAGGAUGAAGUGGACACCUAUGCUGAUGAGACUACAGCUCUCACAGUUGACCUGCCCCCAGAGCAGAAUAGCCCAGGGGGCAACUACCUACUGCAAGCCCCUCAACUUCCCUCUACGCCCUCCUACCACAGUCCUGUGCCCUCUUGCCUUUGGGAAUCCACCUCAUCUUUGCCCAUUCCACAGACACAAACACUGGGAGUACCACAGUCCCCAACGAUGCCAACCCCAAGCAGGCGGGGGCGCAGUAGCUGUGCCAGCAUGAUCUCCAACUGGAAAUUGCUACUGAGCAGUGAGGGCACUAAGGAAAGUGAGAUGAUCUUCAGCCGGCUCACUAAGGAGUGCUGCGAGGAUCUGUUUGUAGAUAAACGAGGGCUGGAUGAUGGAGACCAGAAAGUUAUUAUCAACAUUGCUGGUCUUCGUUUUGAGACACAGCUCAAAACAUUAGACCAGUUCCCUGAUACACUGCUAGGAGACCCUUUGAAGAGGAUGGACUACUUUGAUCCAAUGAGGAACGAGUACUUCUUUGACCGGAACCGACCCAGCUUUGACGGGAUCUUGUAUUACUACCAGUCAGGGGGUAAGAUCAGACGACCAGCUAAUGUUCCUCUUGAUGUGUUUGCAGAUGAAAUUCUGUUCUAUGAGCUUGGAAGCGAGGCCAUGGAGCAGUUCAGAGAAGAUGAAGGAUUCAUAAAGGAUGUUGAAAUCCCUCUACCUAAUAAUGAUAUGUAUAGGCAAUUCUGGCUUCUUUUUGAGUACCCAGAGAGCUCCAAUGCAGCUCGGGGCGUAGCAUUGGUGUCUGUUUUUGUUAUUGUCAUAUCCAUCAUUAUUUUCUGCAUGGAAACUCUUCCAGAAUUCAGAGAUGACUCUGACCCAGUGUUGCCCACAGCUGUACAACCUUUCAACCAAUCCAGAGCUUACACUUCCGUGGCUCCAUCUGGUGUAAAGCCCACAACUUUCUCUGAUCCCUUCUUCAUCAUUGAGACUGCCUGCAUUGCUUGGUUCUUCUUUGAACUGUGUGUGCGAUUUUUGGUCUGCCCCAGCAAAAAGGAUUUUUUCCACAACCUCAUGAACAUGAUUGACAUUAUAUCCAUCAUCCCCUAUUUUGUUACUCUGGUUACAGAAUUGGUCACAACUCCACAAGAGAGCUCAGGACAGAACAUGUCUUUGGCCAUUCUGCGUAUCAUCCGCCUUGUCAGGGUGUUUCGUAUAUUCAAACUGUCACGUCACUCCAAGGGGCUGCAGAUCCUGGGACAGACUCUGAAGGCCAGUAUGCGUGAGCUUGGCCUGCUCAUCUUCUUCCUCUUCAUUGGAGUCAUCCUCUUCUCCAGUGCUAUCUACUUUGCUGAGGUAGACGAGCCUAACACACAGUUUGUCAGCAUUCCUGAUGGCUUCUGGUGGGCUGUGGUUACCAUGACCACUGUAGGCUACGGGGACAUGUGUCCCAUUACCAUGGGGGGUAAGAUGGUGGGCACCUUGUGUGCCAUAGCAGGUGUGUUGACCAUUGCUUUGCCUGUUCCUGUUAUUGUUUCCAACUUUAACUACUUCUACCAUAGAGAGACAGAAGCAGAGGAUAAGUUGCCCUUGGCAGAUGCUGUUGAACAAGCCAUGAAGGCUGAGACAGGUACCAAACAGGGUAGCAACACCUCACUCAACAUGGCCAAUGGCAUCUGGCAGAGUGACAAAGGGAAAGAACUGUAGAAGGACACUGUUAAGGAGAAGGAGAGACAUUGCCCCAAAAUCAGGUGAGAAAUUUUAAAGAAGAGAAUAUAGAUGAAAUUAUCUGUAAUGAUUUCCAUCAAAUAAUGGUGUAAGGAGAUAUCUUGUUUUUACCUACUGAAAAAUAUGUUUUAUAAUGAUAUACAGGACAUACCGUAAAUACCUCUUUUGUUGUCUAUUAUGAAAAUGUUGAAAAUAACAGACAAGCGGAAGAAUUCACUAUAGUCAUGUUCAGGAUUGUAUGUCGGCAUACUUGUAUUUCAAGUUUACUUUAUGUCAGGAUCCCUCUUUUAGUUGCGUAGAGGCAGAAAAAAAUCCCUCAUUGUCAUAAUUUAGAAAUAUGUUUGUGUACAGUUGUUUUUAUAAUUUUGGUCUUAUUUUCAUUGUCUUGGCCAUUAAUACAAACGAUUAGAACAUUUUGCACACCAUCUAGGCAAGGACUCUUAACUUUAAAAAGCUGUGUCCUGGAGCCAUAAAACAGAAUUCUUAGACAGUCUUAGAAGACUUAGGUUCAAACCAGACAAAUUUAAUAAAAGGUAAAGAAUAAAGACACACGCCACAAGCCAAAAUGUUUAUAUUUUUUUAACUGUUUAUUGCAUUGCAGAGCCACUAAUUGGUUCAGCUUAUAGGAAUGACCUGCUGAAUGACCUUCCACUGCUGUCAGUAGCUGACAACUCAUCAGAUUUUUAUGAUGACUUAUAGGUUAUGGAAAGGUGAGCAACCUGUCGUGUGUGUGCAACUCACAAGUCCUACAAGUUAACUGAGGCAAUGCUGAAAUUGAGAUUUAUAUUGGACAAUUUGGGUAAAGGGUUUUAUCUCUCAUAUUCAAAAAUGCUGUGUGAGGCAUAUGUUCUGUUGUGCCCAGUAGAUGCUGCUGCUGCCUACAGAUGAACUGUGCAAACUCAUAACUGACAGGAAUGAUGGCCUGUUCUAACCAAAUAAGACCAAGGUUUUAAAAGAGAAAAAAAAAUAUGAAAAAAAAGUCACUAACACAAUUUUCCUAUGUGUCUUGAAUGCGUAACUUGUGUAUAGUUUCUAGAUCAUAGCCCUACUGUGUUUGUUUGUUUAUUUAUUUAAAAAUGUAUCACAAUUCUAUUUUAUUUAUUCAGUCUCUUUGAUAAGUAGCUUGGGUAAGAAUCCUCCACAAUAAAUAGCAGUCUAAAUUAUUCCACAGUAUGUAUCAUAAUGGAGUGCCUUAAAUUAUGUAAUUGGGAUACUGUUGAAUUCGCCAUACAUAAUCUUACCGUAAUACCUGUUCAUCAUGCAUAUCUGCUCUGUAUUUUUUAUUUCAGGGUUGAAAAAACACAGUAAGUGAAAGAGAGAAGGAAGAGGCCAAAGAUAAUUGCUGAAUACAGGGAAUAAAGGGAACCUUUGCAGGGCCAGGGGACAUAAGGUCAGAAUGUCCCAUGAUCUGUCUUAUUUUGUGAGAAUGGUUUUGAAUUAUACUGUAUCAGUGUAAUGUCAUAGUGAUAUGUUUUAUGAGUAUUUCUUUUAUAAUGUGUUUUCUGAUUAUAAAAGAAACAUUGGAAAGUAAGUGAUGUAUAAAUCCAGAUCCAGGAACACAAUAUUAUCUCAAUAUAGCUUUAGACUUGUGUAAUGUCUGAAUUUCUGGUUGAGUAUGGUCAAAUUAAGAUUAUAUGCAUUUGUAUGUGUUUUCUGUGUGUUUGACAAUCAGCUUCAAGGCGAUAAUGAUGAUUAUAGUGAUUACACAGGAUAUCAGUUUAUAUGAUGUAGUCCGUCCCUUGUCUGUAAAGUCACAGUUGUACAACGAUUCAGAGUUAGACUGACCUGAAGUGAUUACCUGUGUCAUCAUGGGUUCAAAAGGUAAGAGUUUAUUACACCAACAAGACCAUUAC
Molecule: messenger RNA, 4012 nt
Organism: Toxotes jaculatrix (banded archerfish)
Lineage: Eukaryota; Metazoa; Chordata; Actinopteri; Toxotidae
Gene: kcna10a
Product: potassium voltage-gated channel subfamily A member 10
Exons: 2
Coding region: 387-2138 (583 amino acids)
Biological process (GO): potassium ion transmembrane transport; protein homooligomerization
Cellular component (GO): voltage-gated potassium channel complex; membrane
Molecular function (GO): delayed rectifier potassium channel activity; protein binding
Source: RefSeq, a predicted model, not a curated record